Messenger RNA from Alligator mississippiensis (American alligator), 2112 nucleotides. It is a transcript of the gene SMG9, whose product is annotated as SMG9 nonsense mediated mRNA decay factor. Gene Ontology annotation, biological process: nuclear-transcribed mRNA catabolic process, nonsense-mediated decay. The coding region runs from base 249 to 1838 and encodes 529 amino acids. The transcript has 14 exons. The record is from RefSeq and is a predicted model, not a curated record. NCBI's taxonomy places the organism in Eukaryota, Metazoa, Chordata, Crocodylia, Alligatoridae.
CUGCGGCGGGCCUGGGGACGGGACUGCGCAUGCGCGCAAGCGAAGGGCACAGAGCGCCACGACUUCCCUGGUGCCUGCUGCGCACGCGCUUAAGGGAGGGGCACAGGGCCGCUAGGUGCCCAACGGUGGCCGCGAGAGUCCAGUCCUACCCGGCGUCCAGAGAGCGCUCAGCGGGCCCCUUGUGGGCUGGUGCCGCCUUCUCGUCCGUGCCCUUUGGCCUCGGUGGGAACACCGCGUGGGUCUAAGGGAUGUCAGACUCGGGGCACAGCCAGCCCGGGCUGUACGGCCCCGAGCGCCGGCGCCGCUGGCCCCGGGACAAGGAGCUGGGCCUGCCCGGGGGUCCCCAGAGCCUCUCGGGGCCCGGUCGCGACCGGGACUUCACCCCCUGGGACCGGGAGCGCCGCGACCCCCCGGAGGAGACGCCAGGCACCGUGAUGCAGAAGACGCCCAUUAUCCUGGCCAAGCCACCCGCAGAGCGGUCGAAGCUGGCCCCGCCCCCUGCACCUGCCCCGCCCCCUGCAGCCCCGCCCCCGCUGGAGAAGCCCAUCGUGCUGAUGAAGUCCCGGGAGGAGGGGAAGCCCGAGGGGGGGGCACCCCCCACCAUGGCGGUGGCGGGGGUCACGGGCGCUGCAGGGGCCAAGGUGGAGAAGGAGGGGCAGCGCCCCACGCAACCUGUCUACCAGAUCCAGAACCGUGGCAUGGGUGCCGCCGCCCCCAGCGCCGCCCUGGACCGUGAGUGGGGGGCGGAGCUCCGGGCGGGGCUUGUGGCUGUGGUGGGCCAAGCCAAGCUGGUGGCCCCUGAGAAGAUGAAGCACAGCAUCAAACUGGUGGAUGAGCAGAUGAACUGGUGUGACAGCGCUAUCGAGUACCUGCUGGACCAAACAGACGUGCUGGUCGUGGGCGUCCUGGGUCUUCAGGGCACCGGCAAGUCCACAGUGAUGUCACUGCUUUCAGCCAACCAGCCUGAGGAGGACCUGAGGGCCUACGUCUUCCGCCCCCAGGGCCAGGAAAUUAAGGAGCGCGGGGGCAACCAGACCAGUGGCAUCGACUUCUUCAUCACCCAGGAGCGCAUCAUCUUCCUCGACACCCAGCCCAUCCUCAGCCCAUCCAUCCUGGACCAUCUCAUCAACAACGACCGGAAGCUGCCCCCCGAGUACAACCUGCCUCACACCUAUGUAGAGAUGCAGUCCCUGCAGAUUGCCGCCUUCCUCUUCACCGUUUGCCAUGUGGUCGUUGUGGUGCAGGAUUGGUUCACCGACCUCAGCCUUUACAGGUUCCUGCAGACGGCUGAGAUGGUGAAGCCAUCCACGCCUUCCCCCAGCCACGAGUCCAGCGGCUCAGCUGGGCCCGACGAGGGCACCGAGUACUACCCCCACAUUGUUUUCCUCCAGAACAAGGCCAAGCGGGAGUGCUUUUGCCCCCGGAGAUUGAAGCAAAUGCACCAGAUCGUGGACAAGAUCAUGAUGCACUCACACCUCAAGUACAAGGGCACCCUUUCCAUGCUGGAGUGUAACAUCUUCCCCGGGCUGCCCUAUGACUACCUGGACACGGAGGUGAACCUCUUCCUGCUCCCCUUCAUGGACGCUGACGCCGAUGAGACCCUGCCCAAGUCAGCCCCCGGGGGCGGCCCCCUCUUCUCACUGCUGCCAGGCUACAAGGGCCACCCCAGCUUCCCCUCCCUGGUGGCCAAACUGCGCAGCCAGAUCAUGUCCAUGGCACGGCCUCAGCUCUCUCACACCAUCCUCACAGAGAAGAACUGGUUCCACUAUGCAGCGCGGAUCUGGGAUGGGGUGAAGAAGUCAUCAGCGCUAGCAGAGUACAGCCGCCUGCUGGCCUGAGGACCCCCUCCAGGACCCCCCCAGGGGUAUCUAACCCCCCAGCCCAAGGUGUGGGACAGCAGGGGCUCCAAAGCCCCUUCCCCCACCCCCGGGAGACCAGUGGCCCCAGCAGCUGGGAUUGGAAGUUAGAGGCAACUGUGCUCCUACCAUGUGGCUCUGAGCCGGGGCCAGAACCCAGGUGUCCGGGUUCGCUCAGCCCCCUUCUCGCUGGACACGGGACCCAGGCAGCUGGUGCUGCUCACCUGUUGCUGAAUAAAGCUGCUUGUUUCUUUAA